Molecule: messenger RNA, 1139 nt
Organism: Ipomoea triloba (trilobed morning glory)
Lineage: Eukaryota; Viridiplantae; Streptophyta; Magnoliopsida; Solanales; Convolvulaceae
Product: protein BIG GRAIN 1-like E
Exons: 2
Coding region: 70-825 (251 amino acids)
Biological process (GO): auxin-activated signaling pathway
Source: RefSeq, a predicted model, not a curated record
UCCUUUUAGCCCCCACUGCCCCACACACACUUCAUUCAUUUCUGUACUUCCAUAAAGAAAUUAAAGAUAAUGUCCAAAAUAUUGUUGCAUUGGAGAAAGGAUUCAGGAGAGCUUGAAGUGUUCGAGGCUGCAAACUAUUUUUCCGAAGCUAAUGAUCAUCAAAUUUCUUGCCUUAACAAUGCUUUCACUUUCUCUCACAAGCUUAUCAGAGAAAGCUGCUGCAACAAUCAAGCCUGGAGAAGUAGUGGAAGAAUGAGCUUAGACAUGUCCGUAGCGAUUCGACAUUCAUCCACCCCAUUUGCUGCUCCUCAAAUCAAACAAGGCACAUCUUCAUCAGUACAAAUAAUGGAAAAACCUGCAGCCCUGAAACAGAAGUGUAAGCAGCCAAAUUCUCCAGGAGGAAGGCUAACCAGCUGCUUGAAUACCCUCUUCUACCUAACAGUUAGCUCCAACAAGAAGAAGAAGAAAAAGAACAAGAAAUUGAUAUCUGCCAUGAAAGAUGAUAAUGAAGAUGAACUCAACGGAAGCACCUUAUCAAACACUGCUCACAACACUACUACAUCUUCAUCAUAUCCAUCCAAUCCCAGAAACUCAUGCAAGGAUAGUCACAUCCCAGAAAAGGGGCUUGAGUUCACCAGUGAGAGUCCAGAGAGGAGUAGUGUUCAUCACUGGGCCGAUAAAUAUCCAUCAGAAGAGAAUGAGCAUAGAAAGUUGGAUGAUGGUGAUGGAGAGGGGGAUAGUGAUUGUAGCUCUGAUCUGUUUGAUUUGCCACACAGAGAAUUAUUGGAUUGCUAUUCAACUGGUUUGCCUGUUUAUGAAAUCUAGGGUUUGAUCAGCAAGUUGAUUGCGCAACUCGUAAUUUACCUCAGGAUUUUGUGGACUUAGGAUUAGUCUGGCAAAAUUGGAUCACCUAAGUAUUAAAAAAAAUUGAUCAGAAGUGAUGAAGAUUCUUUGUACAUAGAGUACACAUACAAGGGUGGGAGCUGAGGACAGAUUGGGUGGUUAGCGAUUUAACUCCUUCAACGUUCUUGGAUAGGGGUUUUGAGGGCUUAGAAUUAGCCUAGCGAAGGUGGGAAAUUUAAUGUAUCAAAAAAAAAAAAGAUUGGUUCUAAAAUUUAUGACAUAGUGAAUUGUGUUCA